This is a messenger RNA of Diachasma alloeum, 1626 nucleotides long. RefSeq names its product mitochondrial import inner membrane translocase subunit TIM50-C. The coding region runs from base 49 to 1221 and encodes 390 amino acids. The transcript is spliced from 5 exons. Gene Ontology annotation, molecular function: phosphoprotein phosphatase activity. The record is from RefSeq and is a predicted model, not a curated record. Lineage: Eukaryota; Metazoa; Arthropoda; Insecta; Hymenoptera; Braconidae.
GUGCGGCUGUGCCGGUGUCGUACAACGUUUCAGAACUCGAUCAAAAUAAUGGCAUUCGCAACACGAAGUUUACGAAUUUUCUGUAAAUUAUACAGUGGCAGUUGUAAAGCCACUUACUCAACACUCCGCAAACCAGUUACACAAGUGAAUUUCGUUCGUGCAGCACAAAAAUACAAGUUUUCAACAGAAACCGAUGCACCUAAAAUCACUGGGAGUUUAACGAAUAUUCAGUCCUCCAGUUCGCCCACAUCACCUUUAUCCCAAGGUUUUUCGGAGAAAAAUGAUCAGAAAGAUGAUAACACGAGUAAGGAGGAUGAGGAGGCACAGAAACAACGAGAGCAAUCGUGGAAAAUGAUGAAGUGGAGUUUCAUAUUAUUUGGGGUAUCAAUGUCCAUGACUGGUGGUAUUAUUGUUUACGAGUUGGCUAGGCCGACUUAUGACGAGAAUGGAAAUAUCGUUGAGGAUGAAUUUUCAGGCCUACCCUUCCCCCAGAGGGUUUGGAAGAGACUGUGCAGAGAAGUUAACUAUUACACAAAGCUGGUUCAAGAACCUAGUAGAGACAAAUUACUACCAGAUCCACUGAAGUAUCCUUACAUGCAACCCCCUUACACUCUUGUUUUAGAAAUGACGGAUGUAUUGGUUCAUCCUGAUUGGACAUAUCAAACCGGAUGGAGAUUCAAGAAACGUCCAGGUGUGGACCAUUUCCUAGAAGCUCUAGCCCCACCUCAGUUUGAAAUUGUAAUCUACACAGCAGAACAAGGAAUGACUGUCUUUCCCAUCUUGGAUUCACUGGACCCCCAAGGCUACAUAAUGUACAGACUAGUUCGUGAUGCCACAAGAUUUAUAGACGGUCAUCACGUAAAAGACCUAGAUGCCCUCAACCGUGAUCUCAGUAAAGUAAUCGUCAUAGACUGGAAUUCCAACAGCAUAAAACUCCACCCAGAGAAUGCCUUGAAAAUCCCCAGAUGGAGUGGCAACGACGACGACACGACACUCUACGAUUUAGCAGCAUUCUUAAAAACAAUACAUGCCACAAACGUCGAUGACGUCAGAGAGGUGCUAAACUACUACAGACAAUUCGAUGAUCCCCUCGCUGCAUUCAGGGAGAACCAGCGCAAGUUAUUGCAGCAGAUGCAGGAGGAUGAGAGUCACAAAGCCCAAUUGGAGAGCACUAAGGCCCUCACGUCACGAUGGUCUCCCUCAUUCUUGCGUUCUCAUUAGGUACUAAUUUCGAUGAAUUAUAUAUUUAAUACCCGAAUCGUGACAAAUUCAAUCUUGUGUUUAUAAAAAUCGUACUCGAAACAUUUUAUUAAAAAUCAGUUGAGAGAUGCGGAUAUUUUCAUUUCUUAUUUACAACAUGUAAUUCAAUGAAGUGAACUCAUCAAGAAAAUAUUGAUGGAGGCUACUGCCAUCAAUUCAUGAAGAACAGCAGCAGAAAAUAGUAUUAGCAAUCAACUAAAAUUGUUCCUCUUCUUUUUCUUGAAACUCGUAUUUUCAAACAGUCGCAUUCUGACCAUUUCAUUAAAAUUAAUGAAAAAAUUUUAAUACUUUCAAUUCGCAAGAAAACAUGUCGACGGAGACCGCUGACAUGAAUUCAUAACAAAUAAACAAUUAACUAAAACCCAA